Molecule: messenger RNA, 302 nt
Organism: Rhipicephalus sanguineus (brown dog tick)
Lineage: Eukaryota; Metazoa; Arthropoda; Arachnida; Ixodida; Ixodidae
Product: translation machinery-associated protein 7-like
Exons: 4
Coding region: 16-240 (74 amino acids)
Source: RefSeq, a predicted model, not a curated record
GGACAUGGCCUUUCGAUGAAAUUCACGAUUCUGAAUUCACGCCUCCUGGUUAUAUUGCUCUCCAUUGUGAUCGCCAGAAUAGAAAAGUGGCUGACGCCCAAAUCCGAAGCACCGAAGCAUGACCUGGAGUUCAAGCAAAAACAAAAAGAGCAGCAGAAGGCGCUUAAGGAGGCAGCAGCAAAGGCUGCUGGAAAGGGACCCCUUGCGACCGGAGGCAUUAAGAAGUCUGGGAAGAAAUGAAGUCCUGCUGAACACUGAUCACUUAUUGUUGUACAAAACUUAAUAAAUUUCUUUCCAUGUCU